Messenger RNA from Apis dorsata (giant honeybee), 1957 nucleotides. RefSeq names its product transmembrane protein 68. Gene Ontology annotation, cellular component: membrane. Gene Ontology annotation, molecular function: acyltransferase activity. The coding region runs from base 429 to 1385 and encodes 318 amino acids. The record is from RefSeq and is a predicted model, not a curated record. The transcript is spliced from 6 exons. Lineage: Eukaryota; Metazoa; Arthropoda; Insecta; Hymenoptera; Apidae.
AUUUGCGAUUAUCUGAUGUAUUAUCGCAAAUUAUACAUAUUGUUAGCUCAAUGUUGUAUUUGUGAUUGUUUAUAUCGAAUAUUUAAAAAAAUAAAAAUAAUUUUUAAAUUUUAAAUAUGCAAUAAAAUUUAUACAAUAUCAUUGAAAGAAUAAUUAAAAUUAUUUAUUUUAUAAAAGCUUUAUGAAAUAGUAAAUGAAAGUGAACUAUUUAAAUGAAAUGUAAACAACCCAUAUUGAAAUAUUUAUGAGGCAAUUAACAAUCAAAGAUAGUCAUUUUAGAAUAUAAAUGAACGGAAUAAAAAAUAUGAAAGAUUGUAGAGUAAAGUUUUGUUAUCGAUAUUGAAUAUGUGGGUGUUUGAUAAAGAAACAUUAGAUUUUUCAUAAUUAUAAUAUAUUUACCAUUAUUUUCGCUUUUUCAUAAUUUAAACAUGUUUUCCAUAAUAUCUAAUUUCCGAAAAAUUUUAGAAGAUAUUAUAGUUGAAUAUAUUGAUGUUGAUUUUACACUUUGGUUAUCAUGGCUUCUAAUGCCACUUUUGAUAACGUUUUUACUUCCUCUUGUAAUUGUGGUAUUAUUAUAUUUAACUGCAUUAAUAUUAUAUGUAUACAAGUUACAUAGAGUUAGAUUAAGAAAUGCAUAUGAAACAGAUUGGAGAAAUGCAGCUCGUAAUGUAGUAGCUGCAGUUUGGGAUGCUCAUGGUUGGAUUUGGUACGGAUAUGAAGUAAUUGGAAUUGAAAAUAUACCACAAAAUGAACCAGUACUUUUUGUGUAUUAUCAUGGAGCUAUUCCUAUAGAUAUUUAUUAUUUUAUAUCUAAAAUAUUACUUUUAAAUUCAAGAUUAAUUCAUACAGUAGCGGAUAGAUUUCUUUUUAAAUGUCCUGGAUGGUCUAUUAUUUCUGAUGUAUUAAAAGUUAUACCUGGUACAGUUCAAACCUGCUCUGCUAUUUUAAAAGAAGGUAAUAUGCUUGCCAUUUCACCUGGUGGUGUAUAUGAAGCUCAAUUUGGAGAUUCUUAUUAUCAAUUAAUGUGGAAAAAACGAGUAGGUUUUGCAAAAGUUGCAUUGGAUGCUAAAGUGUGCAUAAUACCUUUAUUUACAAAAAAUGUUAGAGAAGCAUUUAGAACGAUCAGUUGGGGCAGAAGAAUGUGGUUAAGAAUAUAUGCUGCUACUAGAUUUCCUUUUGUACCUAUCUAUGGUGGUUUUCCUGUAAAAUUGACCACAUAUGUUGGUAAACCAAUUUCAUAUGAUGAAAAUCUUACACCGGAAGAGUUACAAAUAAAGGUUGCUGAUGCACUCAAUAAUUUAAUAAGUCAACAUCAAAGAAUACCUGGAAAUAUAUCAUUAGCUUUAUUAGAAAGAAUAUAUACUCCAAAGAAAGAAGAAUCAUAAUUAGCAUUUACUUGAGUAUUAUAAUAUUGUAUCUUAUACUCUGAAGUAGAAAAGUAUUUAAAAAAUACUAAUUGAAUUCCUUAGAAUUUAUAUCUAUAAUUUAUGGUGCUUACCAUUUAACAUUAACUGAUAAUUAAGAUUCUAUUAAAUUUAAAAUUUAUAUAAGAUAUAUAAAAAGAGUUAAUUUUGCGGCAACGAAACUGUACUUAUUUUUCAAGCGUAUCAAUUUAUCUAUUUUUUAAUUUUUAUAUAAAUAAUAUAUUAUUAUAAUAUAUUUUAUUUUAAUUUAUUUUUAAGGAAGUAUAUAAUGAACAAAUUUAUUUAGAUUUGGAUAUAUUUUUUUAAUAUAUUGAUUUUUUUUAAUAUCUAUAUAUAUUUUAUAAAUUUUAUAUAUUAUAUAUAUUAAAACAUAUAUCUAUAUUAAUAUAAUAUAAUAUUAAAUUUGUAAUUUUAUAUGCAUAAUUGAAAAAAUAGUCUUUUAUUUAAAUAUAUUAUAAAUGUAUUUUUAUUGUAGAGUUCUUAAUGUAAAUGAUUUGUAAAUAUAUUUUUUGUUAUAUAAAUUUGUAAUAUAA